AUGCCCGCCCUCCUCCAAGUGUUGGAGGCAGCUCAGCUGACUCCCCUGUGCAAACACCUUAUGUGCCUCUUCCCUGAAGUCGUCCUGCUACCCCCCCUGGAACCAAACCACUCCCCUCAAUAUGCUCAGGGAGCCAGCGGCGCUGGCUCCUCCCCACAACAGGGCUUUUCUCAAGCUCCCGCAAGCAACUGUGCAGGCAGCAUGACAAGCUCCCCCCUCCACUUCAGCCAUACACCCCUUCCUCCCAGUAGCCGGUCAUUCGGCCGUGAAGAUUAUUCUCCGGCCCCCCUGGGAUCUGAUUAUGACCCACCUUUCGAUGAUGGCCCCCUUGCUCAUGGUAUGGGGGACCUUUGUAUGGACAACAUGGACGAAGUUCGUCAUGACGAGGAGAAUGUAUAUAAUUUGGACAGCCCGCCCAGAUCGAAAAAGGUGCACGGAAAGAAGCGGCAGCUACCUUCCUCUCCCACUCCGUCGCCUCCCAAGGCACCCCCUCCCCGCACCUCCAACCACGACAGUCGCAGCUCAUUCAAGUCCCACGUCAAUCACGUCAUCAUGCGCGACAGCACUUCUUCCCCCACCUCUUCAUCGAAGGCUUUGUUGCAACGGUCCAAUCCAUCCUCCCCUCGGCAGGCGUCUCCGACAUCCCAAACGUCACUCUCCGAGAGACCGAGCAGCAGGGAGUCGGUGAAGAAGCAUCUCCGAACGGAGGUUCAGCAACAAGUUGAGAUGUUGAAUGACGACUUAGAGAGUGUGCACUCCGAGAAGCUCACCUUAUACCAGCUCAAGAACGAGCGCCUGAUGGUCAAGCUCAAUGCCAAUCGCCAAGACAAGGAGCACCAUUUCAUACGCGAGGAGCGUGCCCACAAGCGCGCGGACGCCGCGCUCGUCCAUCAACGGCUGCAGGAGAGCAAGGACCAGGAGAUUUGUUUGCGGGAAGCGGAUGCGAAGGCUCUUGAGUUAGAGAGGCAGGUGAUGCUCUUGCACAUUGAAUAUGCCAAGAUCAACAAGCCAUGA
Suillus discolor is the source of this 1014-nucleotide messenger RNA. RefSeq lists its product as uncharacterized. The transcript has a single exon. The record is from RefSeq and is a predicted model, not a curated record. NCBI's taxonomy places the organism in Eukaryota, Fungi, Basidiomycota, Agaricomycetes, Boletales, Suillaceae. The coding region runs from base 1 to 1014 and encodes 337 amino acids.